AUGACAAGUGCGGUACGCAAGAAACUUGUCAUUGUUGGAGAUGGAGCAUGUGGGAAAACUUGUCUACUUAUUGUAUUCAGUAAAGACCAGUUUCCUGAAGUUUAUGUUCCUACCGUAUUCGAAAACUAUGUUGCAGAUAUCGAAGUCGAAAAUAAACAAGUCGAAUUAGCACUCUGGGACACAGCUGGUCAAGAAGAUUAUGAUAGAUUACGACCGCUUUCUUAUCCUGAUACGGAUGUCGUUUUGAUAUGUUAUAGCAUUGACACUCCUGAUAGUUUAGCAAAUAUUCCUGAGAAAUGGAUACCAGAAAUCAAACAUUUUUGUCCAAAUGUCCCUAUUAUUUUAGUUGGAAACAAAAAGGAUUUGCGAGAUGACGAGGCUACAAAGAAUGAGCUACGCAGAAUGAAGCAGGAAACUGUCUCUUUCGAACAAGGCCGUGCAAUGGCUGCACGGAUUGGUGCUGACCAAUUCUUUGAAUGUUCAGGUGCAAGGUGGAAAGUUGUCGUACUAAUUAUCAUUUGGUUACCUAUUGUUACAACUCGAGAUCAAUUAGUGCCACUUCCUCAGUUCAAUCUAUCGUUUGGGAUUGAAGCGAUGUAG
Molecule: messenger RNA, 600 nt
Organism: Schistosoma turkestanicum
Lineage: Eukaryota; Metazoa; Platyhelminthes; Trematoda; Strigeidida; Schistosomatidae
Source: the annotation of a GenBank genome assembly